Molecule: messenger RNA, 594 nt
Organism: Acytostelium subglobosum LB1
Lineage: Eukaryota; Evosea; Eumycetozoa; Acytosteliales; Acytosteliaceae
Exons: 1
Cellular component (GO): cytosol
Molecular function (GO): oxidoreductase activity; FMN binding
Source: RefSeq, a predicted model, not a curated record
AUGAUUGAAACAACCAUGAACAACAACAAUAAUGAUAAGAUCAAGAUUGGUAUAAUCCUAUCAAGUGUAAGGGACAAUAGAAUUGGAAGAUCAAUUUGUGAUUGGAUGAUGAAAUUGGUUGAACCAUCAACAUCACCAAAGGUGGAGUUCGUCCUGAUCGAUCUGAAACAAUGGAGCCUGCCAAUGUUUGACUCGCCAGAGGUCCCCCGCGAGACCACCCAGUUCCACAGCGACAUUGCCCGUCGAUGGAGUGAGGAGAUCAGCGAGAAGCAGGCCUUCGUCCUGAUCACGCCCGAGUACAACUAUGGCUAUACAGCGCCACUAAAGAAUGCCCUGGACUACCUGUUCAGAGAGUGGAAUGAGAAGCCCGUCACACUGAUCAGCUAUGGCUUUGGCGGAGGUGGGCGCUCUGCUUCGCAUCUCAAGGGCGUGCUGACCGAUGCGCUCAACAUGAAGUUGAUCGACACUCAGCCACAACUAUUCAUCAACUAUGACAUGCUGGACAAGACCACCGGUGAGUUCCACGAUAUCUCCACCACCUUCAAGCAGUACGAAGAAGUAGUCAAGAAGUCUGUCCAAGAGGUCUGUUCACUA